AUGAAGCCCAUGAAUUACAGGGCCAGGAAACAGUUUGGUAGGCGGGCCGUACUCACUGUUGUGGUUAUUUUUGUGCUUUUAUAUCUGAGCUCUUCAUCAUCCUCUCCUAAGGCAGGCAACCAUGUAUCUGACAAGGAUGCAGUUGAUGACCCAUUCAGGAUGCAUUAUGAAUUUGGUCUGUAUCCUGCAAGCACAUUUUCUCCAUUCAGCUAUAUAAAUACAAGGAUAAUGAAGCUGAAAGAAGAGAAGGAUGACCCCAAGAAGGCCGGUAAGAAGACCCGCACUGAAUCAGAGGAGGACAAAAUAUUAUUGAACUGGAACAAGGGCUCCAGGUUUGAUCAAUGCCGACUAUUGGUGAAAGGUUUCUAUACAGAUGAGAAGUGGAACAAUAUGAAUCUGGUCUACGCUUGGUCUAGUAAGGACUAUAUGGAGAAGACAGCACAGUUUGCAGGCGAGUGUAUGAGAAUAUACAACUAUUGCUUCUUUGAAGGUGAUGUUAAUCCUCGGGAACUAUUCAAAAAGCUUGAUCUACAAGCAACUGAUGCUUAUGACUUCCAGAAAAGGAUGUUCUUCUUUUUGAAAAACGUAACACAAGAGGAUAGCGACUACUUGUACCCAACUAUAAAAAAUGUCCGCACUGGCGAAGUUGUCAGUAAACCAAAGACCAAACAAAGUCCACAAGAGUUUAACUCGAACUUCUUUGCUAACUGGAGAAAAAUUGCAUCUGGCAGAGGAAUUGUACUAUCUGCAAAACCUGAUGAUAUUGAUAUGCUGCGGCAACAAUUAAGCGUCUGGAAAGAACUAGGAAACAAAUAUCCAAUCCAGGUGGUUCAUAAAGGUGGAGAAUUAACCAGGGAUAAUGAAAUAUCAUUGAAGCAGUUUGCAGAGGAGACAGACCAAAAUAUAUAUAUUGUGGAUGCGGGUCCUGUCCUUGAUAAAAAUUUUGCGGAUGAGCAUAUAACCAAGUUCCACAAUAAGUGGGUAGGUGUACUAUUCAAUACUUUUGAGGAAUAUAUUAUGGUAGAUGCUGAUACUGUACCUUUUAUCUCAGCUGAAGACUUCUUCGAAUCUGAGAACUUCAAGAAAUCAGGAAUGAGAAUGUGGAGAGACAGAACGCUUACCAACAGACAUAUCCGUGAACAUUGCCCAGAUCUUGCCUUGAAACUUGAGCCAUCCUUGGAGGAACAUAGAAUCUUAGGAACUACACUAAGAUUUAAGUUAUUAGAUCCAGACUUAAAGCAAGAAAAGACAUCUGAAGAGAGAGCUUUCAACCAAAUGAGAACUAACUUGGCACUUCACCAUGUGGAUAGUGGAUUAGUAGUCAUAAACAAGAAAGAGAAACUGCAUAGCUUAUUGCUAUCAGAAUUCUUUCAAAACCACGCCCUAUUCAGAAGAUGCAGUUACGGUGACAAAGAGUUGUUUUGGUAUGCUGCCUUCUCUGCAAAUACAGAUUAUGUUAUAGAGCCCGAAGAUGCUGCAACUAUCGGUAAGUUAGAAUAUUCCGAAAAGGAUAGAAGAUACAGCAUUUGUGCCAUCCAAAUGGCCCAUACAGAUUCGAAUGAUCAACUACUUUGGACUAAUACUGGCUUAAGAAACUGUAAAAUACCUGAAGUAGCUAAGAAGGACUUCGAUGAGAAUCCAAAGAUGAUGACCGAGAAAUAUGGAAGUCUUGAAGUAAUGAAGAUAUCAUAUCACGCACCUUUGCAAAUAGAUGGUUAUUUGAUUCCUGAUCCAGAAGAACAUGAAUGGCAACAAACACAUGUUUGUGCUGACUACACAUACUGCGGUUUUGUCGAUGAACUGAAUAUAGGCUACAGCAAGGCUAAAGUACAUGAGUUUUCGGAUGAGGAGAAGAAGAGAUUGAAUAAAAUAUCCAAAAUAUGGAACAAUGCUGAUGUCAACAAAGAGAGAAAUAGAAUUGGUGUAUAG
Molecule: messenger RNA, 1929 nt
Organism: Nakaseomyces glabratus
Lineage: Eukaryota; Fungi; Ascomycota; Saccharomycetes; Saccharomycetales; Saccharomycetaceae
Product: alpha-mannosyltransferase
Biological process (GO): protein O-linked glycosylation
Cellular component (GO): Golgi apparatus
Molecular function (GO): alpha-1,3-mannosyltransferase activity
Source: RefSeq, a predicted model, not a curated record